Molecule: messenger RNA, 2027 nt
Organism: Olea europaea var. sylvestris
Lineage: Eukaryota; Viridiplantae; Streptophyta; Magnoliopsida; Lamiales; Oleaceae
Exons: 5
Coding region: 340-1779 (479 amino acids)
Source: RefSeq, a predicted model, not a curated record
GAAGCUGAAGGGUGGGUUUUCAGUUUCAUACUUCACCCCUUUCCGUUUCUCAGCCAGUCAUAAUAUUUGACAAAUAUAUAUAUUCUGCACCUUUUCUUCCACAAAAUUUUUCGUAAACACAUUAAACAAUACCAAAUCCAAAGCUCUGAUCGUCCAUGUCUCAAUUUCUUCACGUUCUCACCUCAUUCUUCAGUUUAGGUAUAAUCAUUCGUUGGAAGUGCCCUUAGGCUGAGCUCUGAGACCGUGAUCGAAUUUUGAUUGCUCAAAUAUUGUGGAAGUCGUGGGUUAUCUGUUCACUGCAUUGCAUCAUUUUUCUUCUGUGAGAAUUGAAUUAGCCAUAUGGGUUCGAGAUUCCCAUCUCAUCAGCUGAGUAAUGGCCUUUACGUCUCAGGCCGUCCUGAGCAGGCAAAAGAGAAGACUCCCACAAUGAGCUCUGUUUCCAUGCCAUACACUGGUGGCGAUAUCAAAAAAUCUGGAGAACUUGGUAAAAUGUUUGAUAUCCCAAUGGAUGGCUCCAAGUCAAGAAAAUCGGGUCCAAUCAACAAUGCUCCUUCAAGAACGGGGUCUUUUGGUGGCUCUGCUUCUCACUCGGGCCAACUAAAUUCUGUGAAUCGGGCAGGUUCCGGUUCUUCUGGCGGUGUUUCCGGAUCAGCUUCUUUAAAGAAAACAAAUUCCGGUCCACUUAAUAAGCAUGGAGAGCCACUGAAAAAGUCAUCGGGGCCUCAAGGUGGAGGAGCAACUGCCAUGUCCCGCCAAAAUUCUGGCCCUCUUCCUCCCGUUCUUCCAACCACAGGCCUCAUUACAUCUGGACCUAUUACUUCAGGCCCUUUAAAUUCAUCAGGGGCUCCUCGAAAGGCAUCUGGUCCUUUAGAGUCGACUGGAUCAAUGAAGUCAUACAGUGCUUCUAUAAUCAAUAACCCAGCUGUUACUCACCUUAGCCAGGAUGAUGAAUAUUCUUUCCAUAAAAGCUUUCCAAAGCUAAUUCUUUGGUCCAUCAUUCUACUUUUUGUGAUGGGAUUUAUUGCGGGGGGUUUUAUCCUUGGGGCUGUUCACAAUCCCGUUCUUCUCGUUGUUGUUGUUAUACUUUUUGCUGUUGUGGCUACAGUAUUUACCUGGAAUACUUGUUGGGGGCGCAGAGCUAUUACUGGUUUCAUAGCUGAUUAUCCAGAUGCUCAGUUAAGAACUGCAAAAGAUGGCCAGUUGGUUAAACUUUCUGGGGUUGUUACCUGUGGAAAUGUUCCUCUUGAAUCGUCAUUCCAGAAAGUUCCUAGAUGUGUUUAUACAUCCACAAGUUUGUAUGAAUACCGGGGGUGGGAUUCAAAAGCUGCCAACCCCACACAUCGCCGCUUUACGUGGGGCCUUCGUUCGUUAGAGAGGCAUGUGGUUGAUUUCUAUAUUUCUGACUUCCAAUCUGGUUUGAGGGCAUUGGUUAAAACUGGAUAUGGUGCGAGAAUAACUCCUUACAUUGACGAAUCUGUCGUUGUUGACAUCAAUCCGUCAAAUAAGGAUAUGUCUCCGGAGUUCAUCAGAUGGCUGGGAGAAAGGAACCUGUCAAGCGAUGAUCGUGUAAUGAGAUUGAAAGAAGGGUACAUCAGAGAAGGUAGCACCGUCAGCGUGAUGGGAGUCGUGCAGCGGAACGAUAAUGUUCUGCUGAUUGUUCCUCCACCUGAACCAUUUUCAACUGGAUGUCAGUGGAUUAAAUGCAUUCUUCCGGCCAGUCUCGAAGGCAUUGUAUUAAGAUGUGACGACACUUCGAAGAUUGAUGUCAUACCAGUUUAGCAGUUGGUUCAGCUAUUUUGAAAGAAAAUUUUGUUGGAAGCAUAUAAAAAUGGUGGCAAGAACAGCAAGGCUAAUCUGUCAGGUGUUAACUGAUGUACAGUUUUCUCGUGUUUUUUUCCUCUUUCAUUCUCGUUUUGGUUCGGAAGUUUUUAUUGGUGGUUUGAUUAUUACGGUAGAGGGAACUUGCUGAUAAACAAGCAGUUGAAGAUUCAAUUUUUAUGUUAUGAUUGUUUUAGUUAAUUUGAUUA